Misgurnus anguillicaudatus (oriental weatherfish) is the source of this 4645-nucleotide messenger RNA. The record is from RefSeq and is a predicted model, not a curated record. NCBI's taxonomy places the organism in Eukaryota, Metazoa, Chordata, Actinopteri, Cypriniformes, Cobitidae.
AGAAAUGAGAAAUUUAAAAAUGACUACACAGAAUUCAUGGAGGAAGUGAUAAGCAAAUGAUAUGCAGAGGUGGUGCCACAAGCUGAACUUCAAAGAUCAAAUGGAAAGGUAUGGUACAUCCCACACCAUGGCGUUUUUCAUCCUAAGAAAGGCAUCUUUAGAGUGGUGUUUGAUUGUGGCGCAACAUUCCAUGGAACAUCUCUAAAUGCUGAACUCCUCCAAGGCCCAGACCUGACAAGCACUCUUUUUGGUGUUCUCACUAGAUUCAGACAACAGCCUGUAGCCAUGAUGGCCGACAUAAAAUCAAUGUUUCAUCAAGUCAGAGUCUCAAAGUCUAAUGUGGACUUUUUACGCUUUCUGUGGUGGCCUAAAGGUGACAUGUCUCUACCUCCUGUUGAGCAUUGUAUGACAGUGCAUCUUUUUGGAGCAGUGUCUUCUCCGAGCUGUGCAAACUUUGCAUUGAGAUAAGCAGCCAAAGACAGUGUCAACUGUUUUAGUCCAGAGGUGAUAAAUACUAUUGAAACCAACUUUUAUGUCAACGACUGCUUGAAAUCUAUUGGAACAGAACAGGAAGCAAUAAAGCUAGUAAAAGAUCUCACAACUGUUUGUCACAAGGGUGGAUUCCACCUAACCAAGUGGGUGAGUAACAGUCGCACUGUACUUUCACACAUUCCUAGAGAAGAUAGAGCCACUGAGGUGAAAGAGCUGGACUUGGACAGAGACCCACUCCCCACAGAGAGGGCACUAGGACUGUUGUGGUGUAUAGAAAGUGACAUGUUCAAAUUUAACAUCCUCGUAAUAAAUAAACCCCACACCAGAAGGAACAUUUAUCAAUGGACAGUUCAAUCUAUGAUCCCCUUGGUUUCCUGUCUCCUCUAACUUUGUCUGCUAAGUUACUCCUUCAGGAUCUUUGCAGAAACAAGUGCAGCUGGGAUCAUGAAGUGCCAAAGGCUGCAUUAGAAAGCUGGAGAAAAUGGGUAGCCAGUCUUGACCAACUGGAGAACUUUAGAGUGGAACGCUGUGUGAAGCCAAGUGGAAUUGGAGCAUCCACACAAGCUGAACUGCAUCACUUCUCAGAUGCCAGCGACCACGCAUAUGGUACAGUAAGCUAUCUACAACUGACAUCAGGAAUACAUACCGUGCAUGUAGCUUUCAUGCUUGGCAAGGCCAGAGUAGCACCGUUAAAACAGAUAACAAUACCACGCAUGGAACUUGUGGCGGCUGUGUUAGCUGUAAGAGUUGACAAGAUGCUCAGAAAAGAGUUAGAGAUAAAGCUCAACAGCUCAACUUUCUGGACAGACAGCCAGUCAGUAUUAAAGUACAUUGCAAAUGAAAACACAAGAUUCCGUACAUUUGUGGCCAAUAGGAUCUCCGUUAUAAGAGAGAAUACAAAUGUCAGACAAUGGAAAUACAUUGGAACAAAGUUGAAUCCAGUGGAUUUAGCAUCCAGAGGAAUGGAUGCAAGUAGCUUUAUGAAAAGUAAAGAGUGGAUCCACGGACCGGAGUUCCUGUGGAAAUCAGAAAGAGAAUGGCCACAGAAUCCUUCAGAGUUACUGUCACUCUCCCAAAAUGACCUUGAGAUUAAAAAGAGCACAGCAGUUUUUAGUGCUGUGGUCAAGACAAAUGUCAAUCCCACAUGCCAACUAAUGGAUUACUUUUCAAGUUGGAAUAGGUUGAAGAGGGCUGUCGUGUGGUACAUGAAGCUAAAAGACAUUCUUCAAGCACUCUGUAUGAAAAGAAAGCAGAUGCAAUCUAAUGUCAUUCCAUAGUCACAGACAAGAACUCAAAGCCAAAUGUUGGACAAUAAGAUGAAAGCCUUCAAGAGCAAACUUGGCGGACAACGCAUUUCCUUGGAUGACCUGAUGAGAGCAGAGAAAGCCAUCAUUGUGUUCUGUCAACAUCAAAGAUAUCCAAAGGAAAUUACAAAGCUGGAAAGUAAAAAAUCUACAGGAAAAGGACUUAGUCGAAUGAGCACCAUCUACAGGUUGGACCCUGUACUGGAUGAUGGAGGUCUGAGAGUAGGAGGAAGACUGAGCAAGGCAGCAAUGUCAGAUGAGGCCAAGCGUCUCAUGAUACUAUCCAAAGAUCUCCAUAUCUCCACACUCAUCCUUCGGCACAUACAUGAGCAGCUCGGACAUAGUGGAAGAAAUCAUGUUCUCUCUCAGCUCAGAAAAAGGUACUGGAUCGUCAACCCCAACUCUGCAGCUUGCAAAGUUAUAUCUAAGUGCAUAGUGUGUAGGCGAGUCAGAGGAAAACUUGGAGAACAAAAAAUGGCAGACCUGCCAAAAGAAAGACUUGAAGCUGAUCUUCCACCUUUCACCAACGUAGGUGUAGAUUACUUUGGGCCUUUUGAAACCAAAAGAGGGAGAAGUCUAAUGAAGCGUUAUGGGGUCAUAUUUACCUGCAUGUCAAGUAGAGCAGUACAUCUUGAGAUGGCACACUCCUUAAAUACAGACUCAUGCAUCAAUGCUCUAAGGCGGUUCAUAAGUAGGAGAAGUCAGGUGAUGCAUAUUCGCUCUGACAAUGGAACCAACCUUGUAGGAUCUAAAAGAGAAUUACAAAAUGCUAUUUCAACUUGGAACCAGGAGAAGAUCCACAAUGCAAUGCUCCAGAAAGGUAUCCAGUGGACCUUUAAUCCGCCAGCAGCCUCACAUCAUGGGGGGGGGUGGGAAAGGUUGAUCCGUACAGUGAUGCAAGUUCUCCACUCCACUAUUUAAGAACAAACACUUGAUGAUGAAGGUUUGCAAACACUUUUUUGUGAAGUUGAGGCCAUUCUAAACAGCCGUCCUGUCAGCACAGUUUCAGAAGAUGAAUACGACCUUGAAGCACUAACACCUAAUCAUAUUCUUCUUCUGAAGUGCCAUCCUGCUUUUCCACCUGGACUAUUCCAAGAGUCAGACAUGUACAUCAGAUGUCGCUGGAAACAAGUUUAAUAUGUUGCCAAUCUGUUUUGGAAAAGAUGGACGAAAGAAUACUUACCUUUGUUACAGGAAAGGCAAAAAUGGACAACAGCCAAAGGAGGAUUUCAAGUAGGAGACAUUGUGAUGGUUGUGGAUAGUACAGCCCCUCGGGGUUCCCGGGGCCUCAUUUAUCAAGCGUGCGUACGCACAGAAGUGUGCGUAAAGUGUGCGUAGGAACAGUUUUACGCAAAGUGUGGAAUUUAUCAAAUUGCACUUAUACGUAGAAAUGUGUGUAAAUAUACGCACACCUCUGAGUAUGCGUACGCAGAGCAUCUAGUGGUAGAAUAGCAAUACUACACAGGAUCGUCCAUCCCCAGCGUUAAAAGAACACUUUGUCUAUUUAUUUAUUAUCCACCCCCAGGUGUUAAAAAUAAUCACUGUUAAUAAAGUAACUGCAAAUCAGUGUUGAAGUUAAUUAAUGAAAUUAGUGUUUAACCCUAUAUAAGAAAGCUGCACCAAAUGCUUGACACAGUGCAAUGGCUUAUCUUGCAUUAUUGGAAGACUUGGCAAACCGUGCGCUCCGCAGGGAGCGCGUUUUCAAAGAUCGCGCUGAUUUGCUAGGCGAGAGCACAGAGUGGCUUCUAAGCAGGUACCGCUUUCCCCGAAAUAUACUGCUUGAUUUGUGUCGUGAUUUAGGACCAACGUUGGAGCGAGAAACCCAACGCACGAAAGCUAUUCCCGUGCACAUCCAACUCCUAUCCACCCUGGGAUUUUUAGCAACUGGCACAUUUCAGCGUGAGGUUGGAGACAUAUGCGGCAUUUCUCAGCCAUCAUUGAGUCGAAUUAUGCCGGCGGUGUUGGAUGCAAUUAUUGUGUUGGCCCCAAACUACAUCCAGUUCCCCUACAGAAAUCCACAGCAAGCCGAAGUGAAACGGGGCUUUCAUGCCAUCGCCCGAUUUUCCAACAUAAUAGGAGCCAUAGAUUGCACUCACAUUGCCAUCAAAGCACCAUCCACAAACGAAUUUAACUACGUUAACAGAAAGGGGUUUCAUUCAAUUAACGUGCAAGUUAUUUGUGACGCAAACCUCUCGUUGUUAAACGUUGUUGCGCGGUGGCCUGGGGGAACACACGACUCCUUUAUAAUGCAGAACAGCUCUGUGGGUCUGCGUCUCCAAGAAGGCGCAAUUGCGGAUGGCUGGCUAAUUGGUGAGUUUUACACUACAACGUGUUUAAAUUGCUAUUGCUCGGCUAUGUCAAUGUACAAUAUUUUAAACCAAUGUUCCUUAUUAGGUGAUCAAGGUUACCCGCUGAAGCCGUGGCUAAUGACCCCCCUAACCAACCCAACGACCCAGCAGGAGCAGAAUUACAACCGUGCUCAUGCGCGCUCAAGGGGCACAGUUGAGCGUGCAAUAGGAUUAUUGAAAGGGCGAUGGCUGGGUCUGUCCAACACGGGGGGAACACUGCAGUAUCGGCCAGAAAAAGUGUGCAAAAUUAUCAUGGCUUGCUGCGUGCUACACAACUUGGCCAUCAGGCAGGGUGUCCCUCUGCAGGGACCCCCCAGACCAGACGGCCCUAUGCCCGACGCAGGGUUCCUGCCACCUCCCAAUGCCGCUGCCAUUCAGGCAAGACAGAGGAUCAUACAGACAUUUUAGCACCGCAUCAGUCAGCACUCUUGGCGGACGGCGCACGGAAGGGGCAACGGACGGUCCCGCCUCUACCACCUCUACCGGCUCAUCCAGCUCCUC